AUGGCUUCUCUUGGUGGUAACAUGUCACCACUCGAUCUCGGAACGAAAACCAUCUUUGCCGGCAUAGCCUUCGCUGCCAUUGGUGGCGUCUGCUUUUCCAGACUCUUUCCUCAAUCCUCCAGCAAGUCUGAUGAAAGCGAAGGGAGCCCGGGGCUUCUCAAGGCUUUCCUGCUGUUUUUCUAUUCCUGUUUCAUCAAGCCACACGGAGGCGACAAGAAGGGCACCCAACAGGAUGCUCUUGAGAGCUUCUACAAGAAGCAAGCCGGGGCCUAUGAUGCCACCAGGAAAGUUCUCCUCCAGGGCCGCGAGGAUAUGCUCGCGCUUUCUGCAGCUCAGCUGAAGGCGAAGGCCCAAGCCCGGCGGGAAGCUGGCGCCCGUGAGAACACCAGACGACUUUGGGUGGAUGUUGGUGGAGGCACGGGAUGGAACAUCGAGGCCAUGUCGGCCCAUGUUAACGUGCCCGACUUCUUCUCCAGCGUCUACCUCGUCGAUUUCUCCCCCUCUCUCUGCGAGGUGGCGCGAAAGCGUUUCCAGAGAUUGGGCUGGACCAACGUCAAGGUCAUCUGCGAAGAUGCGAGGAAGUUCCGUCUGGAGGACCACGAAAAUGAUCUCCCUGGCGGCAAUAUCACUCCACUCCAGACUCCGGCCCUGAGUUACUUCUCCCAGAAACGCCCCGAGCACGGUGUUGCCGACCUUGUCACCAUGUCGUACAGCUUGUCCAUGAUGCCGGAUUUCCACUCCGUCAUCGACUCCUUGUCUUCCCUUCUCUCGCCGGACGGUGUCUUGGGCGUUGUCGACUUCUACGUCCAGUCCCAGACUGACUUCGCCUUCCGCAAUUUCACCGCUGGUCUCGCCAACCGUCACGUCAACUGGUUCUCCCGGACGUUCUGGCGCGCCUGGUUUGACAUUGACCGCGUUGGCCUCGAGGCCGCUCGGAGAGACUAUCUCGAAUACAAAUUCGGCACUAUCCUCGGCGUCAACGCCCGCAACCGCACGCUCGGUCGAAUCCCUUACUACAUCUGGAUCGGCUGCCAUAAGAAACCCUUCUCCGCGUCGGCCCUCCCCCACGAGAUCAUCGAAAAGAUCGAUGCCCUCGCCACCGAAUCGCCUCUCCUUUACCCCGUGAACCAGCGUGACGCCCUCACCCGAGCCAUUGAAAACUCGGCUCCCGAGAUGCGCUCCAAAGCAUUCAUGACUGCCAUCCAGAAUCUCAAUGCGAAUCUGCCCUUGCCGUCGUUCUUCUACCAAAAUCACCACUGGCGCAUUUACUACGACGACCAGCUGCAGAAGCACAGGCAGUUCAACGACGAGUACAUCUACGCCUUUACGUGGGAGGACUCUCGCGUUGAUGAGCGACUCCUGAAACUCGGCCCCGACGAUGUUGUGCUCGCCAUCACCAGCGCCGGUGACAACAUCCUGUCAUACGCCAUGCAGAGCCCUGCGCGGAUCCACGCCGUAGACCUGAAUCCUUCCCAGAACCAUCUCCUCGAGCUCAAGGUUGCCUCGUACUGCGCCCUCCCCUACGAGGACUUUUGGAGGCUUUUCGGCGACGGCAAGCAUCCGGACUUCCGUUCUCUACUCGUUUCCAAACUGUCCCCGCACCUGUCAUCGCGCGCCUUCCAGUACUGGCUCCAGAACGUCCACGUCUUCGCCAACACGGGCGGCUACGGCCUGUACGACACGGGUGGCUCCCGUCACGCCAUCCGCGUCUUCCGCUGGCUCACGCGCAUCUUCGGCAUCGUGGCCGCUACGCAGGAAUUCCUUUCCACCCGCACGCUCAACGAGCAACGCGAGGUUUGGCGUUCCAGAAUUCGGCCCGCCCUCCUCUCCCAGCUUCUGUGCAAUGUCGUCGUCUCGCAGGAGUCCUUCCUCUGGUCCGCCCUCGGCGUCCCCAAGAACCAGCUCGCCAUGAUCGAGGCCGACCACGCCCAGUCCGCGGCCGUCAAGGGGCCGAAACCUACAGCGAAGAACACCCGCUCCCACGCCAUUUUGCGGUACAUGAUCGACACGCUGGACCCCGUCGCCGAGCAGACGCACGUCGCGACCGACAACCCUUACUACCACGUCUGCAUGACUGCAAACUUCACCCCGCGCUGCCACCCGGACUACCUCUCCAAGGCGGCCCACGCCCGCCUCUCCCGGCCCGGCGCCCUCGACGGCCUGCGCAUCCACACCGACGAGCUCAACGAGGUCAUCUCCCGCAUCACACCAGGCACCCUCACCGUCGCCGUCAUCAUGGAUAGCAUGGACUGGUUCGACCCGGCGCCCCCCGCCGCGGCGGCGGCGGCGCAGAUCUGCAAGCUCAACCGUGCCCUCCGCGAGGGGGGCCGCGUCCUCCUCCGGUCCUCCGCCCUCCGCCCCUGGUACGUCGCCGAGUUUGAGGCCCGCGGGUUCACGGGUAAGCGGGUCGGGGCUCGCGAGAACGGCGCUUGCAUCGACCGCGUCAACAUGUAUGCGUCGUGCUGGAUCCUGACCAAGACGGAGAACUUGCCCCCUCCGACUCCGACUCCGGAGCUGGACCAGCCUGGCUUGGGCGCUGUGACCAGCUUCUCCUUGUGA
Molecule: messenger RNA, 2559 nt
Organism: Sodiomyces alkalinus F11
Lineage: Eukaryota; Fungi; Ascomycota; Sordariomycetes; Glomerellales; Plectosphaerellaceae
Exons: 3
Coding region: 1-2559 (852 amino acids)
Source: RefSeq, a predicted model, not a curated record